Penicillium salamii is the source of this 729-nucleotide messenger RNA. The record is from the annotation of a GenBank genome assembly. Lineage: Eukaryota; Fungi; Ascomycota; Eurotiomycetes; Eurotiales; Aspergillaceae.
AUGGCAUCUCUACCGCAAAUCGCCAUCCCCGGGCAGCGUCUAGGCCCUCUAUCCAAAUAUUCUGCCGGCCCAGGUACACACGUCCAGGAUUCCUUCAUUCAUGCCUCUAUCGUCGGACCAGUGGUCACAGACGCAGCCCAGCCAAAGAUUCAACCAAAGCCUACCCUCCGAGUCUCAAGAGUGAUAUCAGCACAAGAUCUAAAACCCCAGAAUGCCGGCGCGUCCGAUGGCGCAAAGUUCAAACCCCGCUACAACACCCUACCAGCAGUUGAAUCCAACGUCCUCGCACGAGUCACGCGAGUGCAGAAACGCCAAGCAACCGUCUCCAUCCUCGUCGUUCUAGACGAAUCCGAGCACCUGACAUCAUCACAAACCGCCUCAGACAACGACAACGUCGCUUCCAUUCUCACCUCCGCCGCCAACCCGGAGAACCAUUCUGGCACCGAUGAGCUGCGCUUCCAAGCGCUUAUCCGCAAAGAAGAUGUCCGCGCCGUUGAAAAGGAUCGUGUCGUCAUGGAUGAAAUGUUCCGUGUUGGUGAUAUCGUUCGCGGCUCCGUUAUCUCGCUCGGUGAUCAGAGCUUCUACUACAUCACCACCGCGCGCAAUGAUCUUGGUGUUGUCAUGGCUCGGAGCGAGGCGGGUAACAUGAUGUUCCCAAUUAGUUGGAAAGAGAUGAGGGAUCCGGUGACUGGAACCGGAGAGCCGAGAAAGGUUGCCAGGCCUUUCUGA